UGGCUUAUAAAGAUUGGCUUCGCUUUAAAGACACAAACAGAGUUUGUAUUACUUUGUAAUGGAUCAAGAAGAAUCGCAUAAUUCACAUAACAAUUCUUUAAAAUACUUGAACAUUAAGCUGUGCAGCUCAUUUAAAAAAACAACCACAGAUUCAUCAUUAGUAUGGAAAUACUAUGGUCAAAUAAUGACACGAAAUGGUAAAGUUAUCGACGAUGUACAUUAUUACUGUAGCGAAUGUUUUUUGAUAGAAAAAGGAAAAGUCGAGUCCUCAGGUGCAGGUCAUUUAUCAAAAAUUCACAAGGUUAGGAUUUCCACAUCAAGCAGUAAUUUGAAAAAUCAUCUAUUUAUUGUUCACAAAAUAUUAACAGACAAACCUGCCGCUGAAGUGAAAAAUGAUCAACUUUUACGUAGAUGGUGCAGUACCUCUAUAGCAAGUUCAUCGAAAUAUGAUUUAAGUCGCGAUCUUGUCCUUUGGUUUUCUACAGAUCUACUACCAUUCUCUCAUGUUGAUAAUGAAGGAUUUAAAAAGUUUUUUGAGAAAAACAUUGGUCUAAAACUUCCCACAGGUUCUGCUGUGAGUCAAGUAGCAUUACCUGAUAUGUACAAAUCUUUAAGGCGAUCUGUAUUGGGAAUUUUACAAAAUAUUGAUGCAGCAACAAUUUUAUUUGAUGGUUGGACUGACAAGUAUAAAAAAAUUAAUUAUAUGGGUCUGAAGUGUUCCAUUAUCAAUGAAAACUGGCAUAAAAAAAUAUUUACUUUGGCUUGUUUGCCUUUAGAAUCUCAUACAGGUGAAAAUUGUCAUAAUUUUAUCAAAGACAUUGUUCAAGAAUUUUUUCAGAGGCGUUGUAGAGAUAUGAGGCUGCAUACCGUACAUGACGGUGCAGCGAAUAUGAUGAAAACCUCUAGACUUUUAGGUUCAAAGGAUCCACAACAUUGUCUAGCUCAUAUCUUGCAUUUAAUAUUGACAUGUGAUGGCAUAGAUAAUUGUACUGAAACAAAAUGUUUGUUAGAAAAAUGCAGAAGAAUUGUAACCUGCCUGAAUUUCAAGUCAACUUUACUUUUAGAGGAAUCACACUGUGAAGCAGACAUUCUUGCUGAAGUGAAAAACAUUGAUGAUUUAGAGCAGCAAUUUCCCAUUCAAAUUGAUGAUGAAGCAAACAUGAUUGACACAAAUAAUUUAGAUAUUUCUUGUAAUGAAAAAUUUGACAAUAAUUUCAUAAAAAGACAACAUAGAAGUCUGAAACAGCAAAUACGCACAAGAUGGAACAGUGCUCUCUUUAUGAUAGAAUCAAUUAACCAAUUAUUAGAUCCUGUAGAAAUUUUACUUAAGAAAUGUGGUAGACAAGACCUUUGUUUAGAUAAUGAUGAACAAGCUUUGAUUUCAGAAUUGGUUAAAUUUUUAAAACCAUUUGAAUCAUUAACCCUUGUGGUCAGUGCUGGAAAUUCGCUUUCUAUUUUGCCAUUAGUUAAACACAAAAUACUAAAACUUCUUUCGAUUAACUCUUGUGAUUUGAAUGAAAUAAAAAAAUUAAAGGAGUGUUGCUCCCGAAAAAUUGAUAAAAGAUUUAAGUUAUCUACUUCUGCAAAAAUUUGCUGUUUUUUAGAUCCAGCCACUAAAAUUUUAUAUACAAGAGAUGAAAUAAAGGAAAGUUUGUUGGAGAAUGCAUUAAACAUAAAAGUGAACCAAUUAGAUUUAAUUCAAGUUAUAUCAAAGUCAGACAAUGAUGAAGAUUCAAAAUCAGGUCCUAGUGCUAAGCGACAACUACUUCAAGAGAUGAAGAAAAGUGUUACUUCUGCGGAUAAAAAUUAUCAAAUUAUCAAAAAGUAGAGCAAUUUAUCUCUCAUACACCUACGACAGAUGAAGAACUGGAUUGUUUAUUGUUUUGGCGAAAUCAUCAUGCAAAGUAUCCACACUUAGCAGUGCUUGCAAAAGAGUAUUUUAGCAUACCAACCUCAAGUGUAUCAGUGGAGUCCAUGUUUUCACUAACUGGAUUGAUUUUGAACUCAAGAAGAAGCAGUUUAAGUUCUUUCAACAUGAACAUGACUAUCUUUAUUCAUGAUAAUAUCAGUCUUAUUUGAUUUUAAUUUUAAUUGAAAAAAAAAAGUUGUGUUAAUUUAAACUUAAAUUUAUCAUUAUUA
Molecule: messenger RNA, 2139 nt
Organism: Hydra vulgaris (swiftwater hydra)
Lineage: Eukaryota; Metazoa; Cnidaria; Hydrozoa; Anthoathecata; Hydridae
Biological process (GO): regulation of transcription by RNA polymerase II
Cellular component (GO): nucleus
Source: RefSeq, a predicted model, not a curated record